Messenger RNA from Sporisorium graminicola, 5397 nucleotides. RefSeq lists its product as uncharacterized. The record is from RefSeq and is a predicted model, not a curated record. Lineage: Eukaryota; Fungi; Basidiomycota; Ustilaginomycetes; Ustilaginales; Ustilaginaceae. The transcript has a single exon. The coding region runs from base 1 to 5397 and encodes 1798 amino acids.
AUGUCGGUCGCCAUCCCACCAUUGACGAGCGCGUCCAUCGCCUCGCCAUCACAAGAGACCGAUUUAUUCACAAGCGCAUCAGCUUCACCUGUCAUGUCGAGUCCGAGCACACAGGCGCAUGACUUGACGCUCCUCACCACCUUUGACUCAACCACAACAAACACCGCACAGCCUCAGCAGCACGACGUAAGUGCCGUGCAGGACAAGCUGGGCUUGUCUCAAUCUGCACCCCAACCAGCCGCGUCCGUCGAGGCAUCGACGUCAUCAAUUCACUCUGGCACCCCAGUCAUCCCGAAUGCUGCUUCAUCCAGCUUCACCAACAAUGCCGACCGCGCUUUCGCUUCGACGGCAGCACCGUUCCCCGUUUCAGUCGACCACACAGCAGUCCGUGCUGUUGAGCAUGGCGUCAGCCCUGUCAUCAACGCAUUCAGAUCCUCUUACCCACCCAGUCCUUCUUACUUCGUGACUGUCGUGCCACCAGAUGACUUGCGCAUGUCGCCAGACAUCAGCCAGCACGAACGCGAUCGUCUGCAACGCGGUUCGCUGUUGCCCCUCUACCCGACCCUUGGUGGUCAGCUGUGGGCCAUCUCGCGCGAAUUCGCCCUGCCCUCCCUUGGAGGUUUGAUGCUCUACUUGUCAGACGACGGCCAGGGCAAUCGAGGUCCGAAAAUAGGCGACGGGGCUUGGCAAGCGCUUUGGGCCAGGUACUUCAGCGAAGACGACGCCCCUUUCACAUCGGCUUUCAAGCCCCAGACUGCAUUCAACCAUAGCAGCCACGCGUCCGCCACCGCUGGAGGUGCAUUCGUCGAUCCGAACGCAUCUUCCAGCACACACGCCGCCGAUUUGUCCCGCUCGACGCUCGGCGAAGGUUCUUCUAUUCGACCUAGCAUUCCAUAUCGUUCAUCUCGGCCCUCGCUCAGAGCCGAUGCAUCCGGCUUUUCUCGUCACGACGCUCCGGCAGACUGGAGCCCGUCCGCACGCAGCGCUGGUUGGUCGGGUCAUGCCUCCUCGUCAGCAGGUCGAAUCGCUCUUCCUCUUGCCCCCUUCCCGCAGUUGCCCAUCCUUGCUCGUAUCGAGUGGCAGGUCGACCCCAACAGAGCUCCGUGGUGGCCCAGUUGGAUUGCCUCGCGCAGCGCAGCAGUGCGAGAGCGUCCUUCGCACAAGACCAGGAGAAGCAUGCAUUUGCCCAACAAUAUCUUAGCAUCCAAGCAGGAUGCGCUUGUAGCACACGAAGACGUCCGCGCUGACCACACGAAGCGCCAACAAGAGGAGCAGGAGGACAAGGCGCAGCUAGCAGACGACGAUGAUGACGAAAAGAGUCAGACUCUGUCUACGCAAGGGCUCCAGCCGCAUAUCCAACAGACUACCCUCGAGCAUGUCGAGACCACAGACUCAGAUCCGUUUGCGCCUCGAUCUUUAUCGCUCCUACAAAGCGUUGCAACAAGCCAAGCUCUCCCCGCGUUAUCUGGCACGAUUUAUCCCAAUACAUCAAUAGACGAGCAACAAGACUCACCACGCUCUGUUGCACAUUCCGCGUCAGCUCGAUCGGUGGAGACUGGCUUCCAGGCGCCGCCGUUUGUCGACGAGAGUGUCAUCAGCAACGGGGUGCGCGCAACGGGACCGGUCGCCGAGCUCGCUUCCGAGCGUGGAUCCCCCUCACCCUCGGACGGGCCACUUCGGUCGGAACGCGCAAGCAUCGUAUCAAUGAGCCCGCGCAGCUCGCGACGCUUGUCAUCCACUUUGCAUGCAUCCACAUCGACAGCGGAAAGAGACACUCAAGCUCUGGUCUCAUCCGCACCUUCCUUUGUGGCUCGAAGCGCAGCUCGAAGCGAUACAGCUUCACUGCAGUCACACCUCGAUGGCAACGCCGCGGUGCUCAGCCAUCACGAUGCAUGGGACCAGAGCCGCACUGGAUACACCGAGAUUCUCGAUGUCGACGAUGCCAACGAGCAAGAGACGGACGACAAUGAGGACCGAGAGCGCCUCUCCCCUGCCAACCACGGUGGCUACUCAGUGCUGCCGGACUCGACCACAUCCGAGACGCAACCGCUCGCAGAUCGUCCAUCUGCCUCUAGUCGCGACGAGCCCGCCUUCGCGCCCGAAGGAUUUCAGCUCCGCCACAGCUUCAUUGUCGAUGCUGGCGACGAGGCGAUGUGGCGCGAUUUGCACCAUCGCGACUACGAAAUGGACCAGAUCACCCCAGAGUCUCGCGAGGACAGUCACACGACGCCACCUGAGCAUCGCCGAGCCGACGGCGACGGUCGAGGACAAGAACAAUUCGCCCUUGAGCAGGAGAGCUCGCGCGGCUUCGAGCUGCCGAAGGCACCUGAGCAUGGUGACGUCGUUCACCAACAGUCUCAGCCUCCCGUACACAACUGGGCUUCCGCUGAGGGCGUACAGGCUCCUGAAGACCUGUUUCAUCAGCAGCACUUCGUCCAAGUCGACGAUUUCGCCCACGACGCCUACUACAGUCCGCAACGCUCUAACAUGGCCAGAAUACAGAGCUGGAUCGGCAAGACGCCCACCGGUCGACCCAACUCCUCUGGUGCUUUUGACGAUGUCGAAGCUUUCGACCAUCAAGCUCACGACGAUGACCUGCGGCUGCCGGCAGAGUCAGAGUUCGACGAAGUGGUCGGUCUCUGGGCCAGCAAGGUCCGUCAAGAUCCGUGGAGCAUCCCGCACAUCAGCGGUCCCAUUGCGGCCGUCAGCGGAGAGGAACAAACAGAGAUCAUUGGAGCACAAGAGGAGGCACGCGACGAAGAGGAGCAACACGAAGAGAAGCAGAAUCAAGCGGUUUGUCAGCGCAGCGGCGAGGCUGACAGCUUGGGCGCCAACACAGUACCGGCCGUCUCGCUCCUGAGUCCUAUCCACCUCGACGCUGCUGCCUUCGAUGGAGUGAGGCCCCAGCUAGGCAACCUGACCGUGCCUCUGUCACCGCAGCUGCUCAGCCCAACAGCGGUGGGCGACGCAAUCAACACGCCUCGAGCUUCGUCCGAACAUCGCUCCCUGUCUACCCCUCUCGUUCAGCCGCAUCCGCCUUCGUCACCUGCAUCGCUUGCACCUCCCCUCGACCGCAAGGCUAGCAUCGCCAGCCAUCGCAGCUCGGGCGAUCUCAGCGAUACCCUGCAAGAGAUGGAGAAAGCCCUCCAGCUCCUUAGUCCCAGCUGCUCGCCCAACCCAGCUCUUGGACACAGCCCGGAUCCCAUGGGACGCAAGUUGAGCAGCCGAGACAGUCUUGCGUAUGCACGCAGCCUCUCCGCUUCGGUGACGCCAAGUCCCAAGUGGAUUGCCCGCGCAAAAGCAGCGACCGCCAAGACUCGAACGCAUGCACGACGCACCUUUGCUGUGGGUGGAAGCCCCUUUGAUCUCGGCCAGGUCUCGCCGCGCCCCGCCAGCACGUCGGCUGUGUCAUCGUCUCGCACUCGCUCGCCCGGAUUCCGUGCACCUCUGAGCGCCUCGCGUCUGAUAGAGUUCGCACAGGUCGAAGCGGUGCCUCGCCAAGCUAAGACCGAAGGAGGCGAUGCCCAGUCGACUCGCUCUGCGCGCACGGGAAGCAAUCACUCGAACGAGCCCGAGCUCGAACCAGAGGCCGGGGGGUUGCCUGCCGCCGAUGCACAGACGUCGAAUCAUGUGUUGCCAUUGGGCUCCUCUGUGAACUCGGUUGCUGGUGAGAUGGGCCGGGUCGAUCCGACGUCCAGGAUUGCACCCUCGACAGCGGAGGACCAGGGGCCUGAGGUUGAACACGCUUCGAGUGAGCUUGCAAACGCAAAGGCUGCAACGGACGAGGUUGUUUCUUCGCCUCCCGCUGUGGCUCCGCCGUUGGUACCAUCCGCGCAGGAGGCUGUGGUCGACGCGGAAGAGAAUACCGAGGAGCUGUCUGCUUUCAUGACGGACGAUCACGAGGAUGGUAUAGCUUCCAUUCAGCGUUUCUUGCGUGGAAAAGUGGUGUCUGGCAUCGACUCGAACGUAUCGGUCUUGCCGGAUCUAUCCAUCUCCGGAUCAGGCCAACAUCCUGGGUCUAGCACUGCUGGCACCAUCAUUGAGAGGUCAGUCAGUCAGGACAGUGAUCUCCUUUCCGCUACAACACAACAUCACACUAGUGCUGUUCCCGAUGCGCCUGCUACCGUGCCAGACGAGCAGGCCGACAUCAAUCCGACGCAACCAGACGCACAGUCGGCCAAGGAGGAAACGACUUCAGACCCGCGAUGGAGUCAAGCCUCGUACGUCGCUGGCCAAUCCUCACCGCAUCACCCUUCGACAUCCUCAUUGCAAUCCGACAGUCCCAAGCGCGAUCUUCACCACGAAGCGCGCACACCCAGCUUUACAUAUGAUGCCCACCUCCGCACCGAGCCAACUACAGUGGACUCGCAGCUGAGCUGCGCCAGUGCCGAUGGCGAGGGGCUGUCGAUGGCAGGCGAGCUGGUCAAGUCGUACCUUUCGAGUUCGCCGUCGGACGAGUCGUUUUUCAUCUCGACUGGACCGAAUAAUGGGGCUUUGGGGCGAGGUGAAGAGGAGGAGAAGGAGCAGCAGCAGCAGCAGCAGCAGCAGCAACAACAACAACAGCGACAGCACCGGGAUUCGGUAAUGUUCGAGUAUGUGGAGCAAGCUGGCUCGGUGGGAGGUGCUAAUCAGCAUCUCACGAGGGAGGAGCCGAGCAAAGGGGAACAGGUCAUCGAGCAUCACGCGGCCUUUCCUCCAGAAGCGGCGAUCAUCGAACAGCACGCAACCAAUGGCAUGGCACCUGCCUCGGCUUACAGGUUCACCUCUUCGCCCCUCCAUGCUGACACGUUUUCGAUGACUCGACCGCUCGCUGGUACCCACGACGACACACUCGAUGAAGAAGAGAUUCGUACGAUGCAGGAGGACACGCGCGCUGCGGUUCGCGAAGCGCUUUCGCAAUCGACUGCGCUCCACGUCAACAUUGUGCCCGCUGUUGACCCUCUUUCGUCUUCAGCAGGAGGAGUGGGAGGAGCUGGCGGGGCGCACUCGCCCAAGAGCUCUGCGUCGCCAACCGCAUCCCCGCUUUCAAGCCAAUCGUCGCUCGGAGACCACUUUCGACGACGCGGCUCCGCAUCGAGCCUCAACCCGACCUCGACCGGCGGUGGCAGUGGAAGCAAUGCGUCGUCGCCCAAACGCAGACCAUCUCGACUCAACCUCGACAUUGAAGAGCUGAAUCGCUCUCCUCCCUCCGCAGCAGCCAGGAGACUGCCAUCGACCUCGCCGCGGUCGAGGUUUGGGCAGCUGCCUCCGAGCCCUUCGCUUCACCCAAGCUACAAGGCUUCUAUGUCGAGCCCACUGAGCCAGUCGUUUCCCGUGAUGGGAAUGGGCAGUCCGCAGGGCAAGACGUCCAUGCCUAGCUUGGCGAGUGUCACUUCGUUGGAGGGUGAUAGGAUGUAG